GAGGUCAAUGAUAAAUGGACUGAGACACACGGUAGCUCAAAUAGUUGUACUUCCCAUGAAAUGGGGAACAACAAUUAUGUUGACUUGCCCAAACUUGGGGAUCACUUUCUUUCUCACAAAGCACAGUUUUAUGCAUUCAAUGAAUAUGAUGAGUUUUGUAUGGAAACAGACGAGCAUGAACCGCCUGCGAUCCAAAUAAAACAACAGUCAAAAAAUGAAUUUGGAAGGGACAAAAAUGAGCCAAACCUUUUAAAGCAUAAUGAAAAGAUAGUGAAAGAUAAUGAAAUGAUUGAAUAUCCUUGCUCCAAGGAGAAAAUGAAUAAGCGCUCUGAUUUUUCUAACCAUGAAUUGGGAAAGUCUGUGAGGUCAACUGACAAUGACUACACAGGAUCAAAUCAGGGUAGCAAGAAAGUAAUUGAAAUUGAUUUAACUGAUGAUAUUCAAGAGUUGUCUGGGUUUGACUUUGAUGAUUUUGAGUUUGAGGAUACAGGUUUAGCCAAGGAAACAAAAGAUGAUUUGACAAAAGAUGAUAGGGUCCAAAAUUCGAGCGAAGAUAAAUCAACUGGGGGAAGCAAGAACAUAAAUCUUGAAAGUAUAAUUGAUGUCGCCUCACACGUUAAAGAUAAAGCAAGCAAUAGACAUGAUAGGACUUUGAAAUCUAACAACCAAUCAAAGAAGGGGAGAAUUGACCAAAGGCAACACAAGAAAGAGAAUACAAGUAUGAAAGAUGGAAAUUCCAUCAAAAUUGUAUCUACCAAAAGCCUCAAAAGUAUUGUCUGUCAUGACAGUAAAGAUGUAGUACCAAAUACUCCACCUAAAAUAGGAAGACAUGUAGAAAACAGCUGGGACUAUAAAGCCCCACUCGAGCAGACAAGUAGGGCUGUAGAUAAUUCUGUCAUUGCAAGACAGAGAAGUCCAAAGUUCAACAGUUUUUCUGAAGCAAUUCGAGUAAGCAAAUCUGUUAAUGAAAGAAAAAAUAUCCCGAACAAUUCUGAGAAUACUUCACAGCGAGAAACGAAACCCCAAACAUACACGUCUACGAAAACACCUUUAACUACAAGAAAAGAGGAAGCUGGGAUCGAUAAGAGUUCAAAUGAAAGCUUGAAAGAAUCGCAUAUUCCACAUGGUAUAUCUCUGAGGGAUUCUGUAUUCUCGAAAAAUUAUGGUUCAGAAUUUAAAACUGCUAAUGAAAUGUACAGUUUAAAUAGAAAAAAUGAUCCGAAAGUACAAGAUUUUACAAACAGAUAUGUAGGGGUGUCUCAUCCCCCCAAAAGGCAAGGUAUAUUCAAAGAAGAAUCGGGUAAAAACUAUUCUGAAUCAAAAAGUUUCCAUUUGACACAAAAUAAACAAUCGUAUGAGGAUAAAAGAAAGCCGAAGCAGACGCCUGAGGGUGGGAAGCAGAAUGCCAUAAGCACCUCCAGUUUUUACACAAGUAGUCACAAAUUAAAGCAAUCCAAAUGUGAUAAUAGUACAAAUAAUAGCCGCUUAGAUGGUAAUGAUGGUCAUUUGGAAUCAGAUGAGGAUUUAUUUGGAUCAGAUGAUGGACUAGACGAAAUCUUGGCUACAAGCUUUAUAGAAGGUAUGGAUGAAAAUGACCAAGGUGAUACCAAGAGGUUAGGAGGGACAGAUAAUGAUGGCAUAGAUGACUUACUUGCUAACGUUGACGAAGACAUUGAUGAUGGUACCUUGGUAGCUUGCUGUGAUGAGGCAAUGUCACCAAUGAUUCCAGUCAGACAGAAUUCAUCUACUUCAAGAUAUUCAGGCUCUGUUCAGGUUAAGAAUGAGAAUCUUUCGAAGGGUGUGAAAAGAAGACUGGAUAUUCCUUAUGGACAAUCAAAGUUGAGAAAGUCAGAUAUCUCUGAUGUCAGCCUUGAAGAAUGCCCAUUUUGUGCAAAACAGUUUCAUUCUAGCAUUUCACAGCACGACGUAAACCAGCACAUAGCAAUGUGCUGUAGUAGUGAAGAUCUUGGUAAUGACGAUGAAUUUUGGUGAAUUAAAAGUUAACAUCCGCCAUACUCUGGCAUUAAAAUAUCAUGUUUUAUCACUUGGUCGUGUAUGUUAUUGCAAUUUCAUGUUUUAUUAAUGGUGGUGUUUCAAAAAAACUUCAGGAGUUCGUCUAUUGACUAUGGUAGUAGUUCAAAUGGCCAAGAACUACGUGAGCUGAAGCGGAUUAAUAUUUUUCUUUUCAUCCAUGGAUACUGUGUACCACAAUCCCGGUAGAUUGAUUUCCAGAAGUAGGAUGUCUUGUGCAAUCGUUCGUGUUUAUAAGUAAUGCCUGGUCCUGGAUAGACU
Molecule: messenger RNA, 2292 nt
Organism: Dendronephthya gigantea
Lineage: Eukaryota; Metazoa; Cnidaria; Anthozoa; Malacalcyonacea; Nephtheidae
Exons: 2
Coding region: 61-1992 (643 amino acids)
Molecular function (GO): ubiquitin binding
Source: RefSeq, a predicted model, not a curated record